GCCCGGCCUCUGUUUCGUCAUUGCUCCUCCUCCCACGUCCUCGUCUCUUCGCAGACCUCCUCCUUCUCUCGCGGUUUCUGUCUCUGUUUAUCUGCUGGUUCUCCUCUAAUCUACGGAAGCAAUGUCCUCCCGCGACGCCAUUCGCCGAAAACUGGUCAUCGUCGGCGAUGGAGCCUGCGGCAAAACGUCUCUACUAAGCGUCUUCACUCUUGGAGAGUUUCCCAAAGAACAUCUUCCGACUGUCUUUGAGACUUAUGUCACCGACUGCCGAGUUGACGGAAAAUCGGUCCAACUUGCCUUGUGGGAUACAGCUGGGCAAGAAGAAUAUGAGCGUCUACGACCACUCUCCUACUCGAGAGCUCACGUUAUCCUGGUUGGCUUUGCUGUCGAUACCCCCGACUCGUUAGAAAACGUCACCUCAAAGUGGAUAAUCGAAAUCAACGAACUAUGUCCAGGUAUCCCAAUAAUACUUGUCGGUCUGAAAAAGGAUCUCCGUCAGGACCCACAAGCCAUCGAAAGCAUCCGGAAACGCAGCCAACGCUUCGUUACCCCGCAAGAGGCCGAACUCGUUGCUCGUCAAGUCGGCGCGCGCAAGUACCUUGAAUGCUCUGCUCUUACCGGCGAAGGCGUCGACAAUGUCUUUGAGGCUGCCACCCGGGCAAGCUUACUCGUGGGCGAACGACAAUCCACAGGCUGCUGUGUGAUCCUGUAAUCGCUCUCAGAUCCUGUAAUCGCUCUCAGAUGCCUGGCUAUCUACUGUUUUCUUGAUUAUCAACAUUGAACGCGCUUGAUUUUGCGCGCAAAAGUACUUUAUCCGUGAUCCUUUAUACACUCUUCCUAUAUUCGCACAGUUUUUUUUAUUCAAGAGAGAAAUGGUCUCUCUCAGCACACUGCCAUCUACCAACCGUUC
This is a messenger RNA of Myxozyma melibiosi, 910 nucleotides long. RefSeq names its product putative GTP binding protein. Gene Ontology annotation, molecular function: protein kinase binding; GTPase activity; GTP binding. Gene Ontology annotation, biological process: small GTPase-mediated signal transduction. NCBI's taxonomy places the organism in Eukaryota, Fungi, Ascomycota, Lipomycetes, Lipomycetales, Lipomycetaceae. Gene Ontology annotation, cellular component: cytosol. The record is from RefSeq and is a predicted model, not a curated record. Bases 122 to 712 code for a protein of 196 amino acids. The transcript has 10 exons.